AUAAAGGCGUCUAUACACGAUCAGAAAAAUGUUACCGAGUAGUGUCUACUGGACAAACUUGUAUCCCUGGUACCAGCUGGCUGUCUAUACGACUAUAAACCCGCCUCAACUGAAUCCAGUCUUCAUCUUCCAGUGUCCAGAUAAGAAUAAGAUCACCUGCCAGAAUGGAAAUGAGUACAUGGACUCCACCUGUCAUACAGAGCAGGCUGCCUUAUCCACCCCAGACUGUCUGUAGCAGGCCAUUCUGCCCAACACCGAAGAUGGGAUAUGAUCAACAAUCUGUCAGAUUAAGCAAUCCCCAUGCUUUCUCUGAGCCUAUAUCAAGAUCAGCUAAUUUGCACCCAAACUGGACUCCACAGAUGUGGAACAAUGGAUUCCACAAUCAGAUGCUUUACAAAUCUCCAGCUUCUGGCAGUAAUCCUCCAUCACAUAUUAUACCCCAUGCAUCUUUAAAGGCAGGACAAGAAAGAACCCUUAGUGUAAACCUUAACUGUGAUCCACCGGUCUUAAAUACCACUUAUCAGAGGAAUUACAAGGACCUGCACUCCAUGCAAAGUAUCAGAUGUACUUGUAGCAAUACAAAUUGUGUAUUUAAAAAUUGUUCUUGUAGGAAAGGUUUAAUUCCACCUCGGCACCACCCUUUAAACAGACACUAUGGAGUACAUGCUACACACCAGCCUGCAGCUCAGUCACAGGAGGCAUCUUUAAAUGCUCAGAUUAAUCAAACAGCACUGACAACUAUCAUGAAUCAAGGACAAACGUGUGUAGUAGGACAACACAAUGAAACACCCAGCUCUGUAGCACAUGUACCUGCUGCAUCACAUAUACCAGUGAAUUCACUGCAGCCUUCAGCGUUUAUAAUUAACGGCUGUCAGAAGAGUCAGAGUCAGGUUCAAAAACCAUUAUGCCAACCUUUACCAUCCAGAGAACAUAAUGGUUACCUUGAGUUAAAGCAAAGUUCAAGAAAAACCCCACAUCUGCCAAACAGGCAUGUGAAUUCUGCCCAAGUUAAGCAAAGUCUGAACCGAUUUGUACCCAUCUUACCUAAAGACAGUAUCCAGUCUCAGACCACAAAUAUUUCUGGCCAUCACAGCAAGACAAACUUUGCAACAUUUACUGCUAUUCCGAGCAGAACACAUCCACAAGUUCUACAAUCAAGCACAGUGAGUGGAAUGACUGCAAACUCCCAGGACAUAACCUCUAUUAGCUCUUCCACCAGUCACACAUCAUCUUCCACUUCAGGUUCAGGAUCUGCUCAUUACUCUCAUGGUCUUCUGGUAAAUCUUUUAGUGCAAAAUAAUGACAGUCAGAACUCCUCCAGUGUUGUCUCCCAUUCUGCUAAGAGCAAAAGUGGAUCCCAGCAAUCUACACAUGACCAUACGGUGAGAUUCAUCACCACUGCAGAAAACUACAGACAAGACAAGGCAAGGCAAGGUCAGAAGCAGAAGGAACCUGCUAAAGAAUCUGGUAUUUCAAGGGGGAAUGCAAUUAGUCAUCUUGCAGAUCCACAACCGCCAAAGCAGAACGAGAGGACUAAUUGGACAAAGAGAAAUGACAAGAUGGAGUCCUGCAUAGACCCAGCUGUGUCCCAAAAGCUGGUAAAUUCACAGCUCGGCCCAGUUCAAGUGAACAAGGUAGUAGCUGUCUUUCCACCCAUUUAUCAGCAGGCUUGUAGUCAUGGACCCCAGAAUGAUGUUACUACAAGCACUAAUUUCAGGCCUGUCUUGAAAACAAAUAGUGCUAAGAAUCGUUUUGAGGAGAGUAAGAACGUGGAGAAGGAGACAAACGUACCAAAUGCGAUCUUUAAUCUGCCUCAGGUACCAUCUUUACCAAGUUCAUUACCAAGACUUGGAGCAAUCGCUGAAAUGCCUACAUCUGAUAAAGAUCCAACAUCAGGCUCUCAAAGCUGUGAGAUUACUCAGUGUGAAAAUGACCCUUUGUCUACAACCCAAAUCUCUAACAAACGUCAAGAUUCUGUUCACUCUGUCGAUUCAACAGCAAAAGUUUCAGUAGAACAAAGUGAUGUCCAACAACUCGAAUCGUCUUCUGAAGACACUGUAUUUGAUUUGUCCACAGUUCCUGUGGUUGAAUAUACCUUGCAGGAACUGAAGGAUUUGGUGAACUCUUUAGAGGCCAAACCAGCAGAGAGAGACAAAUCGAUGAUAACGGAUGUUGUAAAGAGCAUUUUAGAUCUGUUUUAUAACGGGGACAAGAAAAACCUGGCCCAUUUAGUAGGAUUAAAGGAUGUAUUUAAAAGUUUAUCUAAAUUGUGUGUAAAAGAAAUGCAUUCUCUGGUUCUUCAGUCUUCAGUGGUUUUACCUAAACACAUAAAAAUGCUGGAAAAUUGUCCCCAAACCCUGACAAAUGAAACCACGAUACCAUCUGAGGGCUUUAAAUCCUCCUGGCUGAAUGUGGAUGGACAACCAGCCAAUGUGGAUAAUGUUCUUGAGGAACCCAUUUCAGACAGUAACCUCACAUGGUUCAAGAAGGUUUCACAGUCAGUGUCUGAAAGUGUUGUGAAUGUUGUAGACAGUGUAGCCCAGACCGGUACAGACAAUCCUGAAGAUGUGUGUGUGAAUGUUCCUAAAGAUAUACCAAAGACCACAACAGAUAACAUUCCUGAAGAUCACAUCAGGAAUCCUGAACAUUCUUCAAUGAUAUUUCCAACUGCUGAUUGCAAGAAAGACAAGAUGAUUGUUGAGAAAGGUUGUGUACGUCGAACACCCACUAAACUCUCUGGGAUGCAAAGAAUAUCAAAAAAACAGUUCAAUCAGCAAAUUGAUGAUGAAAUAGAUACGGUCAAAUAUAACAUGCAGGCAUGCAACGAGCAAUCACUUGCAAGCGGUUCUAAUGAAUGUGUAACAAACAGUGAUGUAUUUGAAGAGGCGGAUGUUUCUGACAAUACAGAUGACUUACCUGAAAUCAUCCUUCUCUCAUCUGAGGAAGCUAGAAAAAUCUUCGCUGAUUGUUUUGAAAGGGACAAGAAGACAGAGCCUCCUCAGAUAUGCCACAGAAAGGAAAGAAAGGGUUUGGUCACACAAAACCAGUCAGUCAAUGGAAAACCACAAGAUGAGUUCAAAUUCACUUGCUCUCACAUGAUUGGCUUAGGAGAUGGCAGUGACCACUUCUGCCCAAGUUGCUGGAAUGAGACACCAGUACUUCAUUUUGAUGAAGAUGAAACUUUGCUCACCCCAAUGGAGGAGGUACUUAAUACGGACAACCAGAGACAAAGUCUUACUCCACAGUCUAGUAAACCAAUUAAACACCCAAGUGCAUCUGUAAGCCCAGAGUGUGGCAGCAUGAUCGCAUCUGUCAUAUCCACCCAAAAACCUAACGGAUCUGAUGUGAUGAGAGAUUCUAAUCCAGAGGAACAGACACAAAUGUCUAGUCCACCAACUGCUCGAGACCCACACCGUGGAACAGCAGGCACCAAGAACAGCAACAUCACUAUGGCUUCAUCACUAAUAGCAUCUCGAUCAAUUAAUUCGCCUUUGGAUGAUAUAAAAUCCCCCAAAACUGAUGGAGUUCCUGAUGCAGAAGAUAUCAGAUUCAGCCCUGAUAUUGUUAUUAAAAAUAUUCGGACCUUCAAACAUCCAAGUGACCACAGGUCUACAUCUAGGAAUGGUGGCCAGUGUAGCGAUGAUAGCAAACAAAGCGGUAACUUUCCUAUCAGAAAGACAUUCGCUGAUCCGCUUUCCCUCAAAACAAAAGUAGGUAGUCCUGCUCAAAUGCCAAGGGGCAGUGGGACACUUAAACGCAAGAAUGCAUUACCCCAUAAGCAAAAGAGACCAAUCAUCAUGGGACAAGGACACGAUGGACAACGCAACCAGUCAAAGAAACUGAGAUUAGAAAUUUAUGGAUCCAAGAUUAGCAAUUCAAACUUCCAUCGUGAAAGGAAAUUGCCCUCAGCUCCUGUUUACCUCACAGUGUCUCCCAGUCCAAAUACUGAUAAGAACUACACAGAUGAGCAAUCAGCCAAGAAAAAGGUCUAUAGCCAGUGGAGUGCCGCAUUCAUACAUCCACAAAAGAAGUCAAAGAAGAAGCAUGUGGAGGAUCAUCUGAAGUCCAAAAUACAAACAUUGAAAAUAGCUCUGAAAGAAAAACUCAUGGCUAUUUGACAGAAACAACCAAAUAAAUGGGAAUAAAGGAGAAAAAUGGCUGAAGAAGAUGGCAACAUUGAUGAAGCACAUGAGUACAACGUCAUGUUGAAGAACGUCAUGCUGAUGAUAAUUUGGCUGGAUGAACUAACUGAAUGGAAUUACUGUUGUGAAUUAGACUUGCUUUAUACUUGCUUUAUACUACAUUUCCCAGAAUCCUCUGCAGACUGCAUCACCAUUUUUCUAGUGCACUUCAUUACCCAUAAUCCUCAGCUGAGGUCUACAAAUAGACCUCAUUUCCUUCCUUUGUUCCUUUAUAUUGGGGAGGUGUGGGCCUGAAGAUGGGCACUCAACCAUGUGUUUGAAUCCUUUCCAUAAGAUGAGUUAUGUAAGUUUUGUAUUGUAUUGUUUCAUUGAAUUUGAUGAGUUGUAUAUUUGUCAUUAGUAGGGUUAUAGAUAUUAUAUUUGAUGUUGUAUGAUUUCAUCUUUAUUAUUGUUUGUGAGCCUGAUUUUCUUUGUUAUAUUGUUUGUAGUGACCAGAAAAACAUCUUUAGCAUCUUUAGCAUCAUUAGCAUCCUUAUCAUCUUUACCAUCUCUCCUGCUCAUCCUGUGUCUCUUAUGCAUUCCAUUUAUCCUGUGGGACCUGUGUACUGUGCAUCAAGCCUUAUUGUCAAUAAGAAUAAAUGAGUGCAAAGGGAUUAAGUUGUUCCGUGUUUUAACCAGACACACCACCAAGUUCUACAUGUCCACUGAACCUUGGAUACUUUUAACAUCUGUUAUCCAACAAAUGGUCCUUCGAGCCGGAUAGUAGUAAUUUGGUGGAAAUGGAUUAUCAUGCAAGAUCUGCAGUACGGCGCAGCCAAAGAAUGAGAAGGCCUCCCGCUCGCUAUGCGGACUACAUGAUACGAGAACGUGCUCCUCUUCCCCCUCCCUCACGAACACCAGUUGUAAGUGAUCAUCACCAGAUACAAAUGGAGAAUCCAUGUUCAUCAUCCAUGCAGCACGAACAGUCUCGAAAUGAUUUAUGCGAUAUGGAUGUUAAAGAAGAAAUACUGGGACUGAAGGGUAUGCUUGGCGAGAUUAUGUCUAAAAUGUCACAUUUAGUAGUUUCUUCUAAACAUUCUGAGCUAUCUGAGUCUUUUGAUGAUGAUUAUGAUGUUUACAAUGAGAAUGAUGUUGAUAAUACAUUUGCCAAUACAACUAUUGUUCAAGAAUUGUGUGCAUGUAUUAAGAAGGCUGAACAGAAACCUGCACAUGAAUGUGGUAAUUCUUCAACUGCCCCUAUGCCACUUUCACUGAGUAGGCCCAGUUCUUUGCCUCUUCCUCCUUCCUCACUGCUACGUAGUCCACCUCAACAUACCAAUAUAAUCGAUACACAUCAACCACAAUCAGGUAGCAUGAUGCAGCCUAUAAUGGUUCCAAGUCCGUCAAACUGUCCAUCCCCUCAAGUGCAGACUCCUCAGGUACAUCAUAGUGGUUCACCACAACAAACUUUGCAUGUACCAGGUGGCUCUUUCUCCCAGCCGUUAGUUCAUACUCAUUCAUUUCCCCAAGUAACAACAGCACAGUUACCUGCUCUGCUUCAGUAUGCUGUUUCUCAGUAUUCACAGCCAAUAGGACCAUCAAACACUACUUUACCAAUCCCUAAUCCAUCCUCAGCUAAUAUAAGUUCUCAUAUUCAACUUCAGUCAGUCAGUCCAUCAGGGAAUUUCACUGUACAGCAAACUGUUCCUUAUAUCCCACCAACUGCCCCUACUACUCAGUCAACUGCAGCUUUAUUACGUUACCCUUAUUCAUAUCCCCAGCCAUAUUAUACACCUUACCCAGUUCCCCCUUAUCCUGCUUCUCGUGUUCAAGGGCCUUCCUUCCCUUUUUUGGUUAAUGAUGACCCACAGGAAUUUGCAAUGCUGCAGUUGGCUUUGACAAAUCUGUUGUCACCUCAUGAUUCAGAACAUUACAAGUACCAUAUUCUGUUAGACCACCUAAAAUUCUCUCCUGCUCGUGAUUUAGCUUUAGCUUAUGCUAAUGACCCACAACCAUAUAUAGUAGUAUGGCUCUUUGGGCACUACAGCAGAAAUAUGGACAACCUCACCAAUUAGUCUUGAGAAAAAUCGAAGACAUUCUAGCUCUUCCCAGAGUGCGACAAGGCGACUCCAGAGCAUUUAGUAGCUUUGCACUAAAAGUUCGAGCUCUGGUUGGCAUGCUUCAAUCUCUGGGCCAAGACCAAGCCAAAUCUGAAUUAUCCUGUGCUUCUCAUGUACAGCAACUGCUCUGUAAACUGCCCGCAGAACAGGUGACCAAUUUUGCCCGUUAUGCCCGUACAGUCCUGAAGGGUCAAAGCUAUAAUUUGAUGAACUUUUCUGCCUGGCUUCAAGAAGAGGCUGAAUGUCAAUCAAUGGCUGAUCAAGUCAGUGACUUCCCAAAAUCAACUCAAAUGAAACUUCAACCAAAGACUCACAUUAACACUCAAACAGUUUUGUAUGGAGCUAACAGCAAUCACGUUGUACGAAGAUCCAUUAAUAAGCAAUUCCAGAACUUAAGUAUCUAUGUGCAUAUUGUUCCAGCCAUGAGCAUUUCAUUGGCAUAUGUCCUACCUUUAAAACAUUAGAAGACACUGGCAAGAGUGUAUGGAUAAGAGAAAACAGAAGAUGUUGAUGUGGACUUGACCAUCUAGCUGCUGACUGUGAUCUGAAAAAACCUUGUCCACAAUGUAAUGGAAAACAUCUUGGUAUACUUCAUGGAGUCAACUGUCGUGAACAGGAUAAAGGUACAUUCUAUCUUAGUCGUCUUGGAGGUCCUGGCAAGGUACUUCUAAAAGUUGUUGAAGUGCUUCUCCACUAUAAAGGUAGAUCCUUGCAAACCUAUGCUAUCUUAGAUGAUGGAUCAGAACGUACUAUGUUAUUGUCUCAAGCAUCUGAAGCCCUAGGCCUUGAUGGGAUAACUGAAUCCUUAGUCGUUCGAACUGUACGUCAAGACACUAUAGCACUUGAGGGCUUUUCUGCAACCUUUGAAAUAUCCUCCACUGACAACCCAAACAAGAGGUAUACCAUUUCCAACGCCUUUUCUGCCAGCAGAUUAGGCCUUUCUAAACAGUCAUACCCUGUAGAGACUUUACAGAGUCGAUUCAGGCAUCUUCGAGAUUUGCCUCUUCCUGCAUUUGCCAAUGUUCAACCACUUAUCCUUAUUGGGGCAGACUACCCGCAUCUGAUAAAUCCAAUUGACCAGGUGUACUUAGGACCUCCUAAAUCUCCAGCCGCCAUCCAGACUAGGUUAGGUUGGGUACUUCAAGGUCCAAUAUCAAUUCCUAAUAGGGAUGAGAUGGAGUGUCUCUUUACCAUGACCAAUCCUCUAGAUGAACUUCGCCACGAUGUGGAGAAAUUAUGGCAAGUGGAUAUCCUCCCUUUUAAAAAUGAGAAAGUCGUCGCUAGAUCUAAACAAGACCAAGCAGCUAUGGAUUUUUUGGCCUCUAAGACAAAAAGAGUCGAUGUGGAUGGUGUGCAAAGAUAUGCUACUCCUUUACUGCGUGCUGCCUAUGCCGUAAGGCUAAAAGCUUCAACAAAUGCGGUUAUUUUUUCUCUCCGAUGGAUAGAGAGGCGUCUUGAAAGAAACCCUAAAGCCGCCUUUGUGUAUAAUCAAGAAAUUACCAAGCUGGAAAUGUCUGGGUACAUCUCAAAAGUGGAACCCCAUCAUAUUGUGGAGCACAAUGGAAAACCACGAAUAGUAUUUAACUGUUCCUAUCAAUAUAAAGGCAUGUCACUGAACAGCCAGCUACUUCCUGGCCCACAAUUAGGUCCCUCCUUACUCGGCGUUUUACUCCGGUUCAGUCAGUAUCCAGUGGCAAUUAGUGGUGAUAUAAAAUCUAUGUUUCACCAAAUCAGGUUACUACCAGAGGAUCGCCCUCUCCUACGUUUCUUGUGGCGCAAUAUGCAGAAGUCAAAUCCACCUGACAUCUACGAAUGGCAAGUUUUGCCUUUUGGUACAGUAUGUAGUCCAUGUUGCGCAACAUAUGCCUUACAAAGGCAUGUCCAUGAUCAUCAAGAAGGUUAUGAAGAUAUCCUGAAUUCUAUAUUGCAGUCAUUCUAUGUUGACAACUGUCUAGAGAGUUUCCUAGAUGUGCAAGCUGCAAAGAGUCAACUAGAUCGAAUGCGUUCCUUACUUAUGAGUGGGGGAUUCGAAAUCAGACAGUUUGCAAGUAACCAGCCUGAUGUGGUCCGACACCUACCAUCUGAAGCCAGAGCCGAGAAUGCUGAACUAUGGAUCAAUCAAGAUCGUUUAGACCCAAAAGAAGGAGCUUUGGGUCUGAGUUGGCAUUGUCCUUCUGAUUCAUUAGGAUAUAUAUCUAGAAUGGUAGAAUGCAAACCGAUAACUAUGCGUAAUAUUUACAAAGCUCUUGCAAGUCAAUAUGACCCACUUGGAUACAUAAUUCCCUUCACAACCAGAGCUAAAGUCAUUAUACAACAGCUUUGGAUGAAACCCAGAGACUGGGAUGAUCCCCUUAUGCCAGAUUCUAUCCAAAAAGCCUGGACGGCUUGGGAAACUGAGCUUUCUGAUUUGUCUUUGAUCAAACUUCCCCGUUGCUAUUCAAUAUUACCCUCAGAACAAAUCACGUCCAGGGAGUUACAUAUUUUUUCCGACGCCUCAGAGAAUGCAUAUGGCUCAGUAGCCUAUUUGCGAAUGGAAACCAAUAAGAGUGUGGUACAAACUUCCUUUAUCAUGGCAAGCUCUCGAGUUGCCCCAAAAAGGCAAAUAUCCAUUCCCCGCCUAGAUCUUUGUGCUGCUCUAACAGGUGCUCAACUUUCAAAACUCCUGCACACCGAAUUGACUCUCCCUUUGACACGUACUGUUUUAUGGUCAGAUUCGACAACCGUUUUGUCUUGGCUGCAUUCUUCCUCCUGUCGAUACAAAGUUUUUGUAGCCAAUAGAGUUACGGAAAUUCUGGAACUCACAGAUCCUUCCUCUUGGAGAUACAUUCCAUCUGGGCAGAACCCAGCAGACGACAUUACUAGAGGUAGUUGAGCUAGCCAAGCCUGACCAUAGAUGGCGACAAGGCCCAAUGUUCCUGAAACGUCCACUGCAUGAGUGGCCAUCAAAUCUAGUAUCCAGUCCUGUUAGUCCUGAUCUGGAGCUCCGUAAACCACUUUUUUGUGGGUUAACUCAGUCAGAAGAUCUUGUGCUUCCAGACCCAGGUCAUUUUAAGUCAUGGUCAGAAUUGAAGUCUGCAACAACUGAACUCCUGCGACACCACAAUCCAGACUCCUUUGAUAGUUCCUCUGUUGAAACCUUACUUCUAAAACAAGCGCAACAACGAAGUUUCCCCUCUGAGUACCGGUGCUUGAAACCUGUAAACCUGUUGAAUCCCAAAGCCGCCUUCUUACCCUUUCCCCAGAACUGAAUGAAGAAACAGGACUUAUUUUAGUGGGUGGCAGGCUAAGACGGGUAAAGGAUAUUGAACCAGGAAUUGUUCAUCCAGUGGUUCUUGACCCUAAACACCCUCUGUCCCAGCUAAUUAUCAAAGAUUGUGAUGAUAAACUUUUCCAUCCUGGCCCAGAGAGAGUUUUUUCAGAACUUCGGCGUAACUAUUGGAUAAUUAAAGGGAGACAAGCUAUAAAGAAACAUCAGUGGUCUUGUUUGGAAUGUAAGAAGUGGAGAGCUAAACCAACUAUACCUCAAAUGUCAGAUCUCCCCUCCUCUAAGCUCCAGUUGUGUAAACCUCCAUUCUGGUCCACUGGAAUGGAUUGUUUUGGCCCCUUCCAUGUUAAGGUUGAUCGUAGGACAGAAAAAAGAUGGGGCAUCCUCUUCAAAUGCCAGACCACUCGGUGUCUACAUAUUGACUUGCUAACUAGUUUAGAUGCGGACAGUUUCCUAAUGGCACUUCGUCGCUUUAUAUCUAGGAGAGGUAAGCCCUAUGAAAUUCUUAGUGACCAAGGUAGUAAUUUCUGUGGUGCUGCAAGAGAAUUGAAGGAAGUUUUCCAUAACCUUACCACUGAAUUACAACUUAAAUUGGAAAAUCAGCAGAUUAAAUUUAAGUUUAAUCCGCCACAAGCCCCUCAUUUUGGAGGAUCAUGGGAGAGAGAGAUCCGUUCAAUAAAAACCGCUCUGCGAGUGGUACUUGGCAGUCAAACCAUAUCAGAGGAAGUCUUACGGACAGUUCUGAUAGAAAUUGAAGGGGUGUUAAAUUCAAAACCACUUGGUUAUGCCUCAUCUAACAUUUCAGAUUUUGAUCCCAUCACCCCAAAUCUUCUCCUCAUGGGGCGGCGGGACUCUUCUCUACCACAGGUGAUCUAUGCCAACACAGAGUUCCUAGGCCAUAGAUCUUGGCAUCACAGCCAAGUUCUUGCUGACCAGUUUUGGACAUCCUUUAUUCAUUAUUAUUUGCCAGGUCAGCAACUUCGUUAAAAAUGGAAUAGGGAACAGCCUAAUUUAAAUGAUUCUGUUGUCGUCUUGGUUAUUGAUCCUCAACUUCCACGAGCAUCAUGGCCUGUUGGCAAGGUAGUACGUCUUCUACCCAGUCAGGAUGGACGUGUUAGAGUUGCUGAGAUUAACAUCAAUGAUAAAACUUAUGUACGCCCAGUUGCCAAGUUGAUUCCAUUACCUAAAAUAGAUGAUUAAUAGCAAAUACAUUACUGUAUUUGGGGGCGGCUGUUGUGAAUUAGACUUGUUUUUCUUUUUUUUUGCUUUAUACUACAUUUCCCAGAAUCCUCUGCAGACUGCAUCACCAUUUUUCUAGUGCACUUCAUUACCCAUAAUCCUCAGCUGAGGUCUACAAAUAGACCUCAUUUCCUUCCUUUGUUCCUUUAUAUUGGGGAGGUGUGGGCCUGAAGAUGGGCACUCAACCAUGUGUUUGAAUCCUUUCCAUAAGAUGAGUUAUGUAAGUUUUGUAUUGUAUUGUUUCAUUGAAUUUGAUGAGUUGUAUAUUUGUCAUUAGUAGGGUUAUAGAUAUUAUAUUUGAUGUUGUAUGAUUUCAUCUUUAUUAUUGUUUGUGAGCCUGAUUUUCUUUGUUAUAUUGUUUGUAGUGACCAGAAAAACAUCUUUAGCAUCUUUAGCAUCCUUAUCAUCUUUACCAUCUCUCCUGCUCAUCCUGUGUCUCUUAUGCAUUCCAUUUAUCCUGUGGGACCUGUGUACUGUGCAUCAAGCCUUAUUGUCAAUAAGAAUAAAUGAGAGCAAAGGGAUUAAGUUGUUCCGUGUUUUAACCAGACACACCACCAAGUUCUACAUGUCCACUGAACCUUGGAUACUUUUAACAUCUGUUAUCCAACAAUUACUUGACUUACUUUAUCAAUCUUUUACAAAUCUUUUUCUCCAAAGUGUGUAAAUGUUUGCAUUAACUAAACUGAAAUAAACAUUUAUGCUGGAUUUUCAAUAUUUUUUUUGAUGUUUAUGUUUAUGAUGAUUUUAAUUGUUUUGAUUUUUGAUGAAUACCAGUGCCAGUCUUCUGAGGUGAGGUUAGCUGAGGUGUUUGUUUAUGGCUUACGGCUCUGCGUAGACCGUCCGAGGCCGAGUUCCAUUUUUAGGCUGCAUUUCUUUUGCCUUAAAUGUCAAAAUAUUUGCAGUAAACUAUGCAAAUCAAGCUGAAAUUGGCAUUAGUUACUCUGCUGUAGUGCUGUAUCAGUUCUAAAUGAAAACUGUCUUUGGGAUUGUUUUGUGUUUAGAACUGUUUUAAUGGUAAUCAGAUAUACCUAAGCAGCAGUUUGUGGUAGCAUAUUACUGAUAGGAAACCACAACCUUUGAAGCUGAAGUGCUGUUGCAGGAAGUGUUUAAGUGCAAAACAAGUCUGAAAGCAAAAACAAAACUCGACAAAAAAUGUUUGAAGUGAUCUGUAAACCAGGAGUGAAAACAUUGUGGUAAUUUGAUCAAAAUUAAAGAAAAAACAAGAAACCCAUAAAAUGAGCAAGCAGCUGUGACUGAAUUAGGAUGUCAGAGAAAAAAUAAUAAUAGGAAAAAACUGUAAUAGUAAAAUAAGUGUAAUCAAAAGACCAGAUUCAGUAGUGUUACUUGACCUUGUGGAGGAAAUUGAAUAAUAUCCUAUUUCCUAUCUACAAAUGUUCUUGUGACCUCAGUUUGAUCUAAUUUUCCGUCUGUUUGUGUUCGUUUCUCACUUUCUGUCAUGUGAUUAAUCCUUUGGUACAGUUUUCUGAACAUUAUCUCACAGAUUAGUUUCAGUGCAAAAUAUUGUCAGGAAACUGCAAGGGCCUACGUGAGCAACUGAUUAAAGGUGCACGAUCUCUGAAAGACAAUGUUGACAUUUGAAAUCACCAAAACAAACAUGCCCCUAACCCAAAUGGGUGUCACCCCUGUUUUGAUAGCUCCGCCCACACAUACAUAUGUAACCCAGGCAACUAUUAUGGCGGAACCUGCUGGGGCAGCUGACCGAGGGGAUAUUUUUAUCAAUAAAUAAACACAAUGAGUAAUACUAUGGUAAUACAAAUGUGUUUUUGUAGUACUGUGUGUUGUAGCGUGAAAGGUUUAGCUCCGUUUCACGCAGAAGACGUUCAGUUCUCUCCAGCACUGGAAAGCUGAUCCUAUAUUAACACGGGUCCUACUUCUUGCCUUAUCGUAAGCCUUUUUUCGCUUUUUUCGUUUUUAUCCGCCAUGUCAAGGUUUCAGUCGCUUUCUGCUAAUGUCACACAUGCGCACUGAACACUCCGCCCAUAUUGACAAGACCCGCCCCUUUAUGCUAAUGUCAGACAUGCGUACUGAACACUCUCUCUGCCGCAUAUUGACAAGACACGCCCCUUUCUGCUAAUUGGCUACACGUUUGUUUUGUUUGUCGGCCCGACUCAGUUUUCUGAAGCAUUUCUCACACAUCGUGCACCUCACCUUUAAUAGACAUAUAGUUAUACGGUAAUAACUGCUUGGAAUGAACAAACAUAGCGUGAACCAUUACAAACCAAUCCAGUGCUUUGCUGUACUGCUGCUAAGAUUGGUUAAGUAUACUGAUAUAGUAUCUGCGUCUCACCCCUGGGUCGUGCAGGGAGGGUGCUUGAGAGAGAUAUUAACCAGCAAGAAUUGGUCUUUACUUUGGAGCAUACUAGUCAAAAUCCAGCAGUGUCAACAAUGGGAGCACCCAAGUUCCAGAGGAAUGCAUUGUCCAUUCAAGAGGAGUUUGGGAGCAGACAAGGAGCAUACUAGUCUAAAUCCAGCAGUGUCAACAAUGUUCUUCCUAGAGUGGGUAUUGCUGGCCCAAUAGCCUCAUGCAUGAGCAGGUCAUGAGAUGCCGCACCAUCAUCCUCAGAUGUGAGCAGGUCAGCGGAGGCUGCACCAUUGGCCGCAGGCAUGAUCAAGGCAUUGGAGGCCAUGCAUCAGUUUCUUGAGAGCACUUGCUAAGGACUUCAAUUCCUCUUUGUCUCCAGUCUUCCAUUCUGUGUAGUAGCUUAUGAACGGUUAAAUGGGGAGGGCCGUCGGGGACUGUCGGCCGAACCAAUGUAAACAAUUAUGAGUGAUGGAUAACAGAUGUUAAAAGUAUAAAAGGUUCAGUGGACAUGUAGAACUCGGUGGUGUGUCUUGUUAAAACACAGAACAACUUAAUGCCUUUGCUCUUAUUUAUUCUUGUUGACAAUAAAACUGGAUGCACAGUACACAGGUUUCACAGGAUAAGCAGAAUACACAGGAUACACAGGAUGGUAAAGAUGGUGUUCUGGUCACUACAAAAAAUACAACAGAGAAAUCAAGCUCGCAAAUAAUAAUAAGGGUGGACGUCAUACAACAUCAAACAUAAUAUCUGUAAACCAACUAAUGACAAGUAUACAACCCCUCAGAUUCAAGUAAACAAUACAAUACAUAGCUUACAUGACUCAUCUAAUGGAAGGGAUUCAAACACACAUGGUUGAGUGCCCUUCUUCAGGCCCACACCUCACCAAUACAAAAGAACAAAGGAAGGAAAUGAGGUCUAUUUAUAGACCUCGGCGGAGAAUUAUGGGUAAUGAAGUGCACUGAAAAACGGUGAUGCAAUCUGCAGAGGAUUGUGGGAAAUGAAGUAUAAAGGAAAAAGAAAAAACAAGUCUAAUUCACAACAAUGAGCUAUUACACAGAGUGGUAGGCUUGGAACACCCCAGGGACCUGGAUCUCUGCCCAAACAACUUGAAUCUUAGCCAUGUCCUUACCUCAGGCACAAGGAAAAAUCUCCCUAAGGAGAUUGUCAAGAGUACCAAAUUCCUUGGUGUUUAUCUGGCGGAAAACUUCACCUGGUCACACAACGCCGGCUCCAUCACCAAGAAAGCCCAGCAGCUUCCUAUAAAGGCUGAGGAAAGCCCAUGUCCUUCCCCAUCCUGGCCCCGUUCAACAGAUGGACCACUGAGAGCAUCCUGAGCAGCUGCAUCACUGCCUGGUUUGGGAGUUUCAGAUUGCAAGAAGAUAUCACAGCAUAUAGUGAGGACAGCUGGGAAGCUCAUCGAAGUCUCUCUUCCCUCUAUCUAUCAAUCUCUGGAUCCCCCAGGAUGAGUAGAAAAAGAGAAGCAUUCCAAAAUUGGUCACGCUGGAUGUGGCAGUGCUAAGGGUUAGCAGUGCUAAUUGUUUGUGAUCCUUAUCCACUUGAGCUACCACGUUAUGUACAAAGUGCAGCCAGGGAUGCUGGCAAGAAUAGCUAUAACAGCAUAACUGGUAGGGAGAUAAAGAAGGUGAUACGGACAUGAAUUCUUCCUGGGACAAAGUGUCCAACCGCUAAACAGUCAGCAAACCUGAAUGGUCAGGCGACAGCAUCCAGACAUACCAGUUAACCAAACACUUUAUGCACAUGAACCCUCCAGAUCUGCUCUGUUACCUAAGAAGAAGAAGUUAAGCCUGGACUUGAACUUAAACUGUUCCAUAACUGUGGGGUUUUGUAAGAGACAUUGUAGCCUCUGUCCCACGUUGUAGCCUUUACUACUUGAGGUACUCCACACCAUUUGUCUGAAAUAGGCAUGGUGGAAAAAACAUGGUUCGCUCAGGUACUGUCGCAUGAGACCAUUCAGUGCUUUCUUGGUCAUGUCAUGUCUACAGUGAGGCUGGGUGUUCAGCCUCUUCUUCAAAACUAUUUACAUCAGUAAAUACUUUGACAAAAGUAAUACUACUCACAGGGGGGCACGGUGGCUUAGUGGUUAGCAUGUUCGCCUCACACCUCCAGGGUUGGGGUUCGAUUCCUGCCUCCUUGUGUGUGUGGAGUUUGCAUGUUCUCCCCGUGCCUCAGGGGUUUCCUCCAGGUACUCCGGUUUCCUCCCCCGGUCCAAAGACAUGCAUGGUAGGUUGAUUGGCAUCUCUGGAAAAUUGACCAUAGUGUGUGAUUGCGUGAGUGAAUGAGAGUGUGUGCGUGUGCCCUGCGAUGGGUUGGCACUCUGUCCAGGGUGUAUCCUGCCUUGAUGCCCGAUGAUGCCUGAGACACAGGCUCCCCGUGACACAGGCUCCCCCCUUUUGCUGCAGCAAAAUAAAAUCACGUGGGGAUUUGAUCAUUCCCACAGUGUCAUCACCAGAGCCGAUCCUGACCUCCCUGGGGCCCUAAGCAAAAUUCUGAUAGGGGCCCUCCUACCUGACCCGUGAGCCAUGUAAACCAUUUGCCACACAUUUACACUUGGACAGGCAGCACUGCACAGCUAAUUUAGCUAGUCAGAUAGAGACUAGAAACAGAAUCACAUCAACUUAACUUUACUGUUACUACACAAAACACGGUUGUAGCUGCGUCUCUACAUUACUACGAUAGAAAAGAGGUGUUAUUUGUGUAGUAACAGUGUUUAGCUCAGGAGUUAUUGACUCAGGAAACUCCAAUCUGUGAAUAUGUGCCAACUUCCUGCUCCUUCAGUUCUCUCCAGCGCUGGAAAGCUGAUCCUAUAUUAACACGUCCUACUUCUUACCUUAUCGUAAGCCUUUCUUUGCUUUCUUUCUUUGUUUUUAUCCUCCAUGUCAAUGUUAAAACCGCUUUCUGCUAAUGUCACACAUGCGCACUGAACACUCUCUCCGCCCAUAUUAAGCCCCGCCCCUUUCUGCUUAAUGGCUACACGUUUGUUUUGAAUUUUGUUUAUUUUUCGGCCCGACUCAGUUUUCUGAAGCAUUUCUCAAAAAUCGGAGACCCCACCUUUAACACGCGCUGUAAAAUGAGGCAGGGGGAGGCGGGGCCUUGCGUAAUUUGCGGGGCCCUACACAACUUGCGUAGUGAGCGUAUAGGGCAGAUCGGCUCUGGUCAUCACUGCGUCGUAUGUUACUGUGAAAUCAGUGCUGGCUCUCACUGAUCAUCAGGUCACAUCUUGUAAAGGAUUGAAUGUAAUAUUAUUUAUGUAAAAUGUUUUAUUAUUUAUUUAAAAUGUCUGCAGUCACUUUCCACCCAUCAUGGACUUUACUGGUGUUUUGACCAACUUUUGAACAACUAAAUGUUUCUCCUCGUCUCUAAAACCCAUCCGUACCAUGUGGCCUAGCAGACGACGAGAGAUGAGGACACAAAAGGAUGAAACUUCAUGCUGUGUUAAAUCACAUUACUGAGCUAUAAUGUCAUUUAACUCAGCCUGCUGCCUCCCAGAUGGCCCAGCAGUUCCAGAGACAUGCAAGAUAACUGGAGUCUUUACAAUCCCUCAUGAAAUCCUAGCAAGCUUGUCGAAGCCAGCGAGGCGGUUUGAUCUGUUUAAGCUCUUAUACAAAAUGUUUAGAUUUUAUUCAUUUAGAAGUGAGUUACGUAAUGAUACCAAAAUUAUGAACGAGUGUUCCUUCAGCUUCGGUCCCAAAUGAUGUAUGUCUGUGUCGUGUAGCUCGAGAGCUUCUGUUACUGUCACAUAUUAAACAUCAGAAUGAAG
Messenger RNA from Tachysurus vachellii, 16846 nucleotides. RefSeq lists its product as uncharacterized. The record is from RefSeq and is a predicted model, not a curated record. NCBI's taxonomy places the organism in Eukaryota, Metazoa, Chordata, Actinopteri, Siluriformes, Bagridae. The coding region runs from base 165 to 4118 and encodes 1317 amino acids. The transcript has 2 exons.